AUGUAUGCGAGCUCACAAUUCAAUUUAUUUGAAAAUCGAAGCAUUCUUGAAGUUAAUGUAAAUCAAGGUUUUUUUAAAACUUGGGAAUUGUUUUUGCUGGAAACUUUCGGUAGAAUUUUCCAUCCAACUUAUAAUAAAAACAUAAAAUUCCAGCAUCAAAUUGUGACAGAAAUUUUUAUUAAUUUGAUAAUUGGCUUACAAAUGAUUUCUAUUACGUGAUAUAGCUCAAUGGAUAUAUCAGAGUGAGAUUAUUAUAUAAUUAGAUUAAUUAUUUUUUUUUAAUAUCUGUAAGAAUAAAAACUCUAAUGAUUGUUGAAGAAACCAUUAAUAAAUUUUAAUGAGAAGAGAUAUAGGGGUUUCCCUCGAUAGCCCUUACAGGGCCGUGGAUUUUGUCCGAAAUCAUUAGCCCUGCAAGAGCUAUCUAGGGAAACCCCUAUAAUUAAAAUUUCUUUGGAAUUGAUUAAUAGAUUCCAUAUUUUUCAAAAUUCCAGAUUAUUACUGUACAUUUUGAAAAGUUUUAGGAUAUAUAAAUUUUUGCAGUCUUUGUGAAGUGUUACAGAUUACUGAUAUUUGUUUAUACGGUAUGAUUUUGGGAAUAGGUUAUUGUAUUUUAUGUAUUUUACUUUUGUUUUUAUUAUGCUUUUUCAAAAAGAAAAUUCAUAUAAUAAUAUUGUUUGUCUUAAGCAGACUCUCAGAAUUUUUAUCUACUAUAUUUUAUAUUUAACUCCCCCUUAUAAGUUGGAACAAAACAUCGGUAAAAUUUACAAUUUUUGGUGCUUUAAAAUUGGAAUAAAUUGUUUUUAACUAGGAAAUAUUAAUGAUGAAAGAAUUAAUUUUUAUAAAACUAGUUUUGACCUAAUUUUAAUAGACAAAAUACAAGUAGAAUACAAUUUAAACAGUUUUUACACUGAAUCGAUUAAUUUUUUUAUUUUCAUUCUUCAUAAAAUCAAUUAAAUUUCAAGGUAUUGUGCAAAUUUAUAUUUUUUUAAAAAAAUUAAAAGAUGAAAAUACUAUUUUAUAAAAUUUAUCUUGACCUAAUUUUAUUGAUAAAGUGAGUAGAAUGCUAUUUAAACAUUGUUCAGGCUGAAUAGAUUAAUUAAUUCUCUUUAUGAUUUCUUCAUAAAACACUUGUGCUCAAUUUAGAUUUUUUUUUUAAAAAAAAUUUAACUCCACUUUAAAUUGGAACAGUUUCAACUUAAAAAGCGGAAGUAAGUACAUUAACAAAAAAACUCCUAAUUUUAGCUGUUUUCCUAUUUAAUACAUGAACAUAACAUAACGGCAACCAGUAGGAAUGCUUGUAUUUUCUAUAAGUAGGUAUACAUUCCCUGCACAUUAAUGCUAGGAUUACUAUUUAAAUAUUCAUUAUUAAGCUAUUCCACAGUUUCAGAGUUUUCAGGGAAAUAUGAUGCCUCUAAAAUAAACCUGGGUCCAGGAGGAGUAUAGCGCCUUUCUUAAGAUGGCGCGCAAUGUGCCAUCACUGGGCCAUGUCGGGAGAGGGUUCUCCACGAGGAAUGAUUCCACGUGUGGAACCCUCUUUUUUUCCACGAGCCAAAAAGAGGGUUCCACACGUGGAGCCAUUCCUCGUGGAGAACCCUCUCCCGACAUGGCCCGGUGAUGGCGCAUUGCGCGCCAUCUUAAGAAAGGCGCUAUAUUUUUAAGCAUUAUUCUUAUGUGUUUUUUAUUUUUAAUUGCUUGAACUUACAGCUUAUUUACAGCAGAUAUUCGACAUUUUUAUGUAAAUAAAAAUUUCCUAUCAAAAUCUAAUACUAUAUUUGGAUUGAAUUUUUCUAUUUUAUAAUAAGCAUGCGCUAUUUACUAGGUCCAUAAUAAAUUAUGGAAAAUAUAUUGAGUUAUCAGUUUUAUUUAUGAGAAUACCUCAUUUGAUUUGUAUUUUUUGAUAUUUAUUACAGUUGAAUGCUGACUUUUCGUAUUUUUUGGAAGUUAUAGUACUUUGUAUUACCAAUUUGCCUUAUUUUUCUUAUCACUUACUGUAUUUUUUUCAGUUUUUUAUUAUUUACCUUAUUAUAACCCUCUAGAAAACGGAAUCAAAGCAUUUCUUAUGCUGAGCUUAUCCACUGCUUCAGGAUCUUUUUUAUUUGGGAGGCUAAUUGACAAUUCAUUAAUAACGAUUCUUCUCAAUAUUUUUCUUCAGCCAUUGCUAUGCUAUUUAGUUAUCCGAAAAACCAAACUCAAUUAUUCAUUAUAGCCCAGGGCCUGCUUUGGAUCACCCUGGGCUGUGCGUUGCUGGAAUGGACAAGUGAAAAAUAUACUGGCACUUUUUAACCCACAGGUUGAGUCGGCAAUAUAUAGCCCAGGGCGAUUCAAAGUAGGCUGCGGGCAUACUGAAAUUCCAAUACAAAACUCCUGACAACCAAUUUGAAUUUGAAAGGCAAUUAAGGCACCUCCUCUGCGACCCAGAUUUGCCAGAUCCAUUUGAAAUUGUUAAUUCUUUUACGAAAAGCUAUUUCAAUUGCAAAUUCAGAAAAAAUAAACUAUUUGUGGCAUGGGAAGUAAAUUUUUGCCUUUAUAUAAUAAAAGAUGAAAGAUUAGCAAGAAUUAAGCUCACACAAAUUUUGGCCCAAACCGCAAGCUAUGAAGGGAAUAUACAAUCAUGAAGGACUAUGAAAUAUAUCGAUGAAAUGAGCUCUCAGAAUUUUAAUGAUAUUAUUUAUUUGGAAUAUUUAACUGAUUUGUACAGAGUCAGAAGACAGGAUGAAGAAUUAUGCUAUUUAUUAAUUGACUUAUGGGGAGAAUUAUCAAUUAAAACUCCGAGAUUUAAUAAACUUUAUAGUUUGGUGAUACAAAUUUCAGAUGAAAUUUCAGAAAUCCGUAAAGUUUAUGAUGUUCUGGUAACUAAGCACAAGCAUGUACAGAUUUUUGACCAGUAUAUAUCAUUUUUAGAAAACAUUUUAAGUGAGUCUGAAUAUGCAAAUACUAUAAAUACACGAAAAAUAGGCCUGCAGCAUGCUUUUGACUUAAAAAAAGGUGAUGAAAUUUUGCUGAACCCUUAUAGCGAGAAAAAUGGGAUUAUUUUAAUUUCUGCUAAUGACAGCUCGUUUGGAUUAAUAGCUUAUAUAAAUGAAAAAGCUGCUCAAUUUUUAAGGAUUUCUACAAGUGAGGCUAUUGGCAAUGGAUUUUCUCAGUUUAUCCCUUAUCCUUACUCAAUAGGCCAUGAUUGGUUUAUGAAAGAAUUUUUCUCAAAAUGCUCUAAGACUGAAAUUAUCAAAAGAAAUUGGCUUUUUAUGCAGAAUUUAUUGGGUUAUUUAUUUGAAUGCAAAUUCCUUAUAAGGCUAACAGCUUUAAAUCAUUGUGCUUAUAUUUUAGUCUCAAUGAGAUCUAGAGAAACCACAAGACAGCUUGCAGUAGUCACUGAUGCAGGCUAUAUCUAUAAUUAUAGUGUAUUAUUUCCUCAUUAUAUAGGUGCAGGCAACCAAAAUAUAAGGCAAAAAUACUUGACAGAUUUUAUCCCUAAUAUACAUAUAUCAGAAAUGGCUGUAUGCGAGCCUUAUGUUUACUAUGUAAAUGGUCAAGAGCUAGUAUUUGCUCAUAGGACGAUUCAGCUGAGAAUUGCAUUUAUUCAUGUUCUUGUAGUAAUAAGUGAUGAAAACGAAAUGCAAAUGUGAAAAGAAAGGAGAGACCCAGACCAAAUUGAGUAUUUUGGGACAAGUGAUGCAAUUAUUGAUAAUACUGUCAUCCAAAAAACUCCGAGUUUUUCUAUAAACUCCCCCCCCCCCCUCCGUGAGCGAACAAAAAAAAUUUGUGUUCACUCACGGAGGGGGGUUAAUUUUUUUUUUUUUAAAAAAAUUUAUAUAUAAAUUUUAUAAAAAAUAUUUUUUUUUCGAAAUUUAAAAAAAAUCCUAAUUUGCAAAAAUUGGGAAGCAAAUACUAAUUUAAUUUGCAAAAUUUAUGUUUUAAAACGCAAUUUGUUUAAAAUUAAACAGAAUUAGCUCUAGAUUUCAUUAUACUAAUUAUCACUUAUAUAGCAAAAUUUUUUUCUAUUAAAAUUUUUUUCUAUUAAAAAUAUUUUUGUUCACUCACGGAGGGUGGGUUUUUGGUCAAAAAAUGGCGAUUUUUCUAAUGGUUUGUUCGCUCACGGAGGGGGGGGGGGGGGAGUAAGUAAAAUCACUAAGCUUGGCAAGGUAAAAUUCCAAGACCUUCAAGAAAUUGACUCAGACUCAAAAAAUUCUGAUCUGCUUAACCAAGAAAAUGACUCUAAAAAGCACCUUUUAGAAGAUUCUUUAAAAUACCUGAACGAAACUGAUGUAUUGCUAGAAGAAGAGCGAGCUGAUUCGGUCUUACAAAAAGGGUCCCAAAAUUCUUCCUCAAGUCACUCUCAAAUAGCAAUUACUCAAAAACUCGUCAAUAGUACUACUAGGUAUAUAAAAAUUUUUGAACAAAUUUUAUUUAUUUCAAUUUUAACUACUAUAAGCAUGAAUAUUGGGAUUUUAAUUUACACAUAUCAAGACGCUAAUCAUGCAAGCGAAUUAUCUCUUUAUGCUCAUUUUGGAGAGCUUUGAUAUAUAGAUUUACUUCGGCCUAUUGAUAUCAAACAUUUUUUUUUUGCAUGCUAACUGAAUUAUCUUAAUUUUUUUCCCCCAAGUUUGUAAAUAUUUGAAUUUAUAAAAUUAUUUUUUUUGAUAAGCAAGUGGCCAAAAUUAACCUUUUUGCUGGAAAUCUCAUUAUUAUAAUUACAAAUCAUAUAUCAAAUAUUUUUUACAAAAUAAUUUUUUGUUUUAGGAUUCUUUUUUAUAAAGAGAGUUUUUCAAUGGCUUUUUAUUCUAACUGUAGGAUGAUUUAGCAGCAUGAGUGAUAAUGUAAGGACCUUAUGAUUAGAACAAAAUUAUGGGGUUUUUAAUAUUUCUAGAGACCUUGGCAUACUUAAUGAUACAAUUAAUAUGCUAAUUUACAUACAAGGGGAAUUAUUAAACGAUUUGCCUGAAUGAGAUUAUUGUGCAGCCUCAAAAAUAGUUUCUGAGUCUAAAAUAGGAGUUUGGAACUUACAAGGGUCGCCUCACUUGGAAUUUUUUAAUUUAUAUGAUACUGUCCAAUUGUUCAUUUCAGCUGUAAAAUAUACAUAGGGACAAGCAAUUAUCUCAAAAAUUAAUAAAAAGGAGCCAAUCAUAGGCGAAGCGAGAUUUAUUAUGAUUAACAGUUUAGGGUACUCUUACGCUGCAAUCGGUAACACCUUUAAUAGUCUAGUUACUUGUGAAGUUGACAGAGUAGACACAAUUGGGGUAAAAAUCUCCAUAUUUUCAUAUAUUGGAAUAGCCAUUGUAGGCCUAUUCAAUAUUGCUCUUAUAUAUUAUGUGCUUUUAAUCAACAAAACAUAUGAUAAUUUUUGGAAUUUUGUAAGAAAAUUAUCGUCUUUGUCAUAUGUUGAUUUAAGAGCUGCUUGUAUUGAUAGACUUUCGACCAUUCAUGGAAUAGACUAUGAUCUUCUAGACGACGCUAUUCAUUUUCGCUCCCUAGGCCAUGAAAAUAAAAUCCUUAAAUCAAAAAUUUACAAAAAAUAUCUGUAUAACUUAUUGAUUUUUUUUAUUAUUGGAUGCUGAUAUUUUUUAUUUACAAAAUAUUAUUUAUAUGAUAACUGUAGAAAAUCUAUGAUAAAUAGGCCUUAUUUAUUACAAAAUUUUGCAUAUAAAAGAGUAGCGCUAUCAAGGCUUUCGUUGUUUUCGAUAGAUACAUUCGUUAGACAAUAUGCAAAUUGGUUCCCGAUUUCAUAUGAUUUUGGGAAUUCUUGGUAUGAGAAUCAUGAAGCAUCUUUAGUUUUGGAUGAAGAAAAUAUUAAAUCAAGAAUAAGUAUAUUUAAAGAGCUCAUGUCAGAAGGCUUAAAAAAGAGAAUUUUCAAAGGAGUGGAUUCAGAUAAUCAAAUCCUAAGUUUUGGGACCUUAACAGCAUCUAAUGUAUACCUCAAGCCUAUGAUUUUAACUAUUAAAUAAUUAUAUAAAAUUUCCAAAUAUUAUAAAAAAUUCCUAUUUAAUAUGGUGAUGUGCUUUUAAUGGCAUAUUUUAUUUCGAUUCCGUUGACAUAGCAGCAGUGACAGGCCAAAAAAGCAUUGAGGAUGUUGAAGAAUUUAUUAGAGGCAUUUAUCAGCUUCAGACAGAAAUGGGGGUAAAUUUUGACAUGGCAAACCACGAUUCUAAAAAUUUAAUUGACUUGCAGCUUAGCUAUAUUGUAAACACAGCUAUUGGAUUUUCUAUUACUUUAUUGAUGCUCUUUUUUGCUUAUUAUUAUCCUUUAUUAAGGCACGAAAAAAUUGCUUUAGAAAAGCUGCAAGUGAUGACAGCUUUAAUACCUCGCUCAAAUAAUAAUUUAAAAGGUCUCACAAUAUAG
Molecule: messenger RNA, 6333 nt
Organism: Blepharisma stoltei
Lineage: Eukaryota; Ciliophora; Heterotrichea; Heterotrichida; Blepharismidae
Source: the annotation of a GenBank genome assembly